CAUUCACAAGUUUGUGUUGACCCAUAACAAUGUCGAAGCUAAACGAUCGCGAAAAAUGUUACUUAAAUAUCGAACCAGCCCUGCAACUAUAUCUACACACCCUCGUAAACGGAUGCAAAUAUAUAUAUAUGUACAUACAUAAAAACAUACCCACUCCCACGUUUACACAAUGAAGCGCAUAGCUAUACUUACAUUAUAUAGAUUGUGACUGACUAUGAAACUUGUUCGUAAUAGAAGUAGUUACAUUAGUUGACCUAAACAAGUUAACCAGUGGUUCAUGUCAUAGGAAGUAAGUAGUUUUACUUGCGUCACCGAUGAGAUCAUCAGAUGAAGUGGUGUCUCUGUCAAUCUAAUUGUAUCAAUCUGAUCUUAUUGGUAAUUGCUGCUUUAACUUUACCUGGAUAUGCUGAAUAUGAUGGAGACAUUACUUCGGAAUCUUCCGGUUUAGUUAAAGUGUUUCACAAUGGUAAAUGGGGAUCCAUUUGCGAAGGAAACACUUCUCAUGUGGAGGCGAAAGUGAUAUGUCGGAGCUUAGGCCGCAAAUAUUUAUCUCAUGGAGGAAUAUCUUCAUCUUUACCUGCCUACAUGAGUUCAGUGACAUGCAGGGGGGAUGAAAUGUCACUUGUAGAUUGCUAUAAUGCCACUUUGUCAAGUUACUCAUAUUGCUCUUCAUCCCCAAAGCUUUAUGUCAGAUGCAAGGAAAAUCGGAAAUAUAUGUUUGCUUCUUCUGUUGGUUUUCCUGGACAAAGAGCAUAUCUGAAGAAAGUCUUUAACAACUAUAUCGGGAGUAUUAGUUUCUAUUAUCACAUGUUUGGAAAAGACAUGGGAAGCCUAAAUAUUUAUAUUCAAACUAAUUCCAGCAAAACUGAAAUUGCAUCUAUAUCAGACAAUCAAGGUGAUGGAUGGAAAUAUCUAUGUCUACCUGUAGCAGUGAAAUAUGGGUAUCAAGAAAUCGUAUUUGAAGCAUUCCAUGGAAAUGGUACUGAAAGUGGUAUUGCUCUUGAUGACAUGACUAUAUCAACAGAGAACUGUUCACAAUGGAAUGUUAGCUGUAAUUUUAAUGAAAACACUUGCAAUUAUGAUAUUGAAAAUAAUGAUAUAAAUGGUGGCUGGAGAAUUGAGAAGAUAUCUGGUCUGGAAGAUCGUUCUAAUUAUGGAGAUUAUUUGGUAUUUCAUAGUAACUACAAUGCAGUGAAUAGAAACUCCCUGAUAUCACCUUUCAUUGAUAUUCCAUUGUCGAAUGCCAAAGUUACAUUUUAUUACUACAUGCCUGGGAUUGCAAAUGGUGAGCUACAAGUACGGUUUGUGGAGGAAGGACUUGAAAAAUGGUCUACUAAAACACCAUAUUUCUGGCAAGAUUUUGGAGACCAUGGAACUAAAUGGCAAUAUGGUUGCAUGAAUCUACCAAGUAAAAGAGGAAGAAUCGUAUUUAUUGGCUUUUCUGGAAGGUCAAAAACUUCUAAAAUGGCUCUUGAUGAUAUUAUCAUUGCCGAAGGUCUUUGUCAGACUGGGAUCACAAAUCAUGUGUGCACCUUUGACAACCCAUUACUUUGUAAAUACAUAAUUACUUGUAUGAACCCCAUUGAAUACACGUGGAGAAGGAUUAUUGGAGGAACACCAACAAAUGGAACAGGACCUGACACUGACAAUUCAAAUAGUAAAGAUGGAUUCUAUAUCUAUGCAGAAUCUUCUUAUGGAAAGCCUAAUGAUACUGCAGAGUUGAAGUUUCCAGUUUCUAAUGUCAAAGAAAAAAGUCUGAAGUUUGCUUAUAGUAUGCAUGGAAGUGGAAUUGGACAAUUAUAUGUAAAAUUUAAAAAUAAAUCUGAUGAGAAAAUAGUAUGGAGAAUGAAAGGAGACCAAGGAUUAUAUUGGUACGAAGUGUGUUUAUUUAUUGAAUAUGACAUAAAUGAUAUCGUCUUCAUUGCUGAAAGAGGAGACUCCUACCUGGGAGACAUUGCAAUAGAUAGUGUCUCUGUUGAAAUGAAAGCAUGCCCUGGACCCUUUGAUUGUGAUUUUGAAGAUGGAAUAUGCAACUAUAAAGUAUCCAAUACUAGUCAUUUAUGGAAAAUUAAGAACCAAAAUCCAGAUUCCGGUGAUACAAGCAGUUACUUAUUUAUUUAUUCAUAUUCAAACACUGAAAAUAUAUUUGAGAUGAAGUCUCCUCAAGCUUUUGUGAAAGGAAAUUCAAGUGUCAGCUUUAAAUACAAAAUGACCGAAUAUACAAAAGAAAUUGCAGUGUUUACUUAUGAUGCUAAGUCAAGAAAUAACAUUUGGUCUUCAAAUUACAAUAAUAUUACAGAAUUCACAACAGCUUGUAUAAAUUUCCAAUUUUCACAGGAAAUAGGGCUGGGCUUUCAGAUGACUGCAAAUACAAAUGCAUCCAUGAAGGAAUAUGCUUAUUUGGAUUAUAUUUCCAUAAGUAAUACAACAUGUGAAUCAAAAUUCUUCAGCUGUGCUUUUGAAGAUACAAAUAUGUGUGGUUUUAAAAGUUUCCCAGAAAGAGCUUCUUGGACUUUAAGUAAUGGUUUGUCUGGUGAAAGACCAAAACUUGAUCAUUCAGAAAGAACUUAUGAAGGUCUAUAUGUGAUGUCGAGUUCUAGAGGGUUAAGCCGUCUAGAAUUACCAACAAUAACCAUGGAAAAUACUUUCUGUUUGAACUUUUAUUAUACAUUCUUUGGUAAUGGCAAUGUGUCAGUCUAUAACAACGAUACUUUCCUAAUGGGUCUUUCUAAAUUUGAUGUCGAUAACUGGAGGAAUGUCAAAAUUACUCUACCAAAAGGGAGACACAAUAUUUCUUAUAUAUACUGGAAAAACAACACAUAUGGAACUGUGGCAUUUGAUAGUGUUUCAACAACCCCAGGAAAGUGUUCACAUACAGACUGUGGAGAAAACUGGAAACCUUGUAAUAAUAACUACACAUGCUACCCUUAUACAGCAAAAUGUGAUGGGAUAAACAAUUGCCCUGAUGGAGAAGAUGAAUUUAAUUGUACAAGUGGAAAACGAAAAUUUAGAUUAGUUGGUGGCCAAAGUUUGCUGUCGGGAACAGUGGAAAUGCAUAAUGGUUCACAAUACUCACCAAUAUGUGCAUACAGAUUCUUACUGGAAGGAGUGGAACAGAUUUGCUCUGAAUUUGAAGUCAAUGGGACUGUAACUUUGCAAAAAAAGUUUAUAUAUUUGACUGAAGAAUACUUUAAUUGUGUUUAUCGUGAGUUUAACUGUUAUAAGAGAGAAUGUUCAAGCCGCUGUUAUUGUUCUUCACUUUAUGUGACUUGUUCUAAUACAACUUGUGAAGAAGGUGAGGUUAAAUGCCCUCCAGGUCGCAAUGAAACCAAUUCUGCAGAUGUAUGCAUUCGCCAAGAAAGUUUAUGUGAUGGGGAGAUUGAUUGCGAAGAUGGUACCGAUGAAGGGAUUUGUGAUCAAUGUACAGAUGAACAGUGGCAAUGCAGAGAUAAGAAGUGUAUCAAGAAAGAUCUUCAUUGCAAUGGUAUUAAAGACUGUAAGGAUGGUUCAGAUGAAUUUCAUUGCUUUAGAUACAUUGGCAAAACGAUUAAAUUUUUUUACAAUGACUCAUAUAAAUAUAUCUGUGAAAACAACUUGAAAAAUGAAAGAAUUGCAAAACAGUUGUGUUCCUAUGUUGGAAGAAGUAAUGGAACAUUUGGUGAUCCAAUUCUAGGAGAUGGUGUAUUAUUCACAUCCAAGAUCUCGUAUAACACUAACCAGUUGAUUCCAGGUUUUGAAGCCGUGUCCAUAGGGAACUGCAGCAUCAUGGUUCUGAACUGUAUUGAACAACAAUGUGGAAAUCAAAAUAUGAACUUAAUUGAACCCAACAUUAGAUAUGGACAAAAAUCUUUGGAUGGUAAAUGGCCAUGGGAUGUGCAGAUUUUUGCAGGUUCCCAAUUGAUUUGCACUGGAGUCAUCAUCAACAGUCACUAUGUGCUUACUGCUGCUCACUGCUUAAUAUAUGUAGACAAAUAUGAUUAUUCUAUAAGAGUUGGAUCUGUUAAGAAGAAUCAAGGAACAAAAUACAAUGUGUUUCAAUCUUUGAAGCAUGAACAAUAUGAUAGCAACAAUUUCAAUAAUGAUAUUGGACUAAUUUAUAUAAAAAGUAAAAUUAAGAUGUCAGCAAAUGUGCAACCCAUUUGUCUUCCAGAAAACCCUGCACCCAAAGACAAAGAAUGUUAUGUGACUGGAUGGGGUAUGAAUGAAAAGGGUACUUAUCCAACGACUUUACAUGAAACGAAGGUUUAUUUGUUAGAAGAUUCAUUUUGUAAGAAAUAUUAUUCACGUAUUGGUAAUGCUACAUUUUGUGCCAAUCAUAGGGAAGACAACCAGCCAACAUGCUAUGUUGACAGUGGAGGCCCAUUAGCAUGCCGUGAUACAUAUGGUAACUGGGUAAUAUAUGGUAUUACCAGCUUUGGUAAGUCCGAAUGUACUGGACCUGACUCCUCUCCAGCAGCAUUUACUGAUGUCUCUAAAUUGGUGAUGUGGAUUGAAAAAAAUACAUAAAAAUUUCAUAUAGUUAUUUUUUUUACAAUGUUCAAGGUUAUUGAGUACUUCAAUGUAAAAUGACUUUAUUAAUUGCUUAUUAUUAAUUAUUUAUUAAUGUAGAAUUAUUCUACAAUUUAUAAUCAUCUAAUCUAACUUGAUGAUUUAGACUUCCGUCUGAUUUCAUGUCUUCUUAUUUUCCUUUUGAUUGUUUUCGUUAUCAAUGUUUUGUAAAGUUCGAAUUAUAAAUGUAAACUUAUAAAUGUAAAAUGUAAACGAAUUAUAUAAUGUAAACUUCAGCUUAAACUUCAAGAUAUUUACUGUUUAAUUAAACAUUAAUUUUCCUGGCAAUACUACCAAUCAUAUUCUUGUCUUGGGUGCUCCAAGGUAAUUUCUUAGGGAUGCUGUAAUGGCAUAUAGUAUGUUUUGAGCAUUUUUAGACCUGGCAGAACCCAACUCUCUUCAAGUUUGGCAAAUGUUGAUUUCUUUUAGAAGAAAGGAAAAUAUCAGACAUACAGAAUGAAGGAGUAAAAAAAAAGAGAAGAAUCUACCUCAUUACAGAACUGAUACAUUAUUUCUUGAACCACAAAUGAUAAAGUUAAUGCCAGUGGGAUUUGAACUCGCAGUAUAGAGAACUGGAAAAUUAUUGUUCAAUAAUCUAUCUGUCACUCUAAUGACCCUGCCAAUUUACUGCUUCUAUUAAAUGCAUUGCAACAGGUGAAAGAAAUAGCAAUUUUGUUAAUUAUGUUUAUACAUAAAAUUUCAUUUGCACAUGUAAAAGAAAUUAUUGUAAAAUAAUUUUAGAUUCAGAAAGAGACUCAAGCUGGUAUGAGAGUACAAUGUACCUUCCUCAGUACACAGUCAACUUGUCAGCUGUCUUACAACUACGCUUACAUUCAGGAAACAAAAAUAUAUUAGAUAUUGCAGUUAUAUUCAUUCAGUUACUUGUUAUGUUCUUCCUUUUCUCUUGUGGGGUUUAACUUUAACUCAACUAAAUUUACCAUAGAUUGAAUUUAUUACAAAUAUAUUUUGAUAUACAUAUUUGUGUAAUGUAUGGUGUCUACAUGUUGUUAACAUGUGUAUUCAUUAAAAUAUAGUGAAAUAUUCUCAAUGAUCAAGGAUUUUAUAAUAAAGUUUUUUAAUUUUGUAAUUAUAUAUA
Molecule: messenger RNA, 5644 nt
Organism: Octopus sinensis (East Asian common octopus)
Lineage: Eukaryota; Metazoa; Mollusca; Cephalopoda; Octopoda; Octopodidae
Product: MAM and LDL-receptor class A domain-containing protein 1-like
Exons: 26
Coding region: 328-4506 (1392 amino acids)
Biological process (GO): proteolysis
Cellular component (GO): membrane
Molecular function (GO): protein binding; serine-type endopeptidase activity
Source: RefSeq, a predicted model, not a curated record